This is a messenger RNA of Felis catus (domestic cat), 2812 nucleotides long. RefSeq names its product beta-galactosidase-1-like protein 2. The coding region runs from base 57 to 2033 and encodes 658 amino acids. Gene Ontology annotation, molecular function: beta-galactosidase activity. NCBI's taxonomy places the organism in Eukaryota, Metazoa, Chordata, Mammalia, Carnivora, Felidae. The transcript is spliced from 19 exons. Gene Ontology annotation, biological process: carbohydrate metabolic process. Gene Ontology annotation, cellular component: vacuole. The record is from RefSeq and is a predicted model, not a curated record.
UGACCUUCUUGUUGAGACCUGUGGGCAUUCUGUGCCUGUCUUCAGGGUUAUUGGUAAUGGCUCAAUUUGGAGGAGACCUCUCACCCAGGAUGAAUCAAGCUUACCUGACUCCCUUCCACAUAAAGAAUCGCAAUGUGGGUCUGAAAGUUGAAGGUUCAAGCUUCACACUAGAUGGCUCUCCUUUCCUGAUCAUAGCAGGCACUAUUCACUAUUUCCGGGUGCCCAGGGAGUACUGGAGGGACCGCUUGCUGAAGCUGAAGGCCUGUGGCUUCAACACUCUUACCACGCAUAUUCCCUGGAACCUUCACGAGCCAAGAAAGGGCUGGUUUUAUUUUACUGCAAACCUGGAUUUCAUGACUUUUAUAUCCAUUGUUUCAGAGGUGGGGCUGUGGGUCAUUCUGUGUCCAGGCCCCUAUAUUGGUAGCGACUUAGACCUUGGAGGCUUGCCUAGCUGGUUACUCCAGGAUCCAAAAAUGAAGCUGAGAACAACUUACAAGGGCUUCACUAAAGCAAUGAACCACUAUUUUGAUGAGCUUAUUCCCAAGAUAGUACCACUCCAGUACGGAAAGGGAGGCCCCAUCAUUGCUGUGCAGGUUGAGAAUGAAUAUGGUUCAUAUCAUCGGGAUAAAAGAUACAUGUCCUAUAUUAAAAAGGCCCUGGUCACAAGAGGGAUCAAGGUGCUGCUUAUGACUGCUGAUGAUGGAAAAGAACUGAAAAGAGGCCACUUAAAACAUGUACUUUCCACUCUCCACAUGAAAAAUAUAAAGAAAGAAACUUAUGAUACAUUCUUUUCAAUACAGGGUCAUACCCCCAUACUGAUGAUGGUGUAUACAGCAAGCUCUUUGGAUGGAUGGGGUGCUGUCCACAAUACUUUGGACUCACAUAUGUUAAUGAAAGAGAUACGUGAUAUGUUCAACUACAGUUUCUCCCUCAACUUCUAUAUGUUCCAUGGUGGCACCAACUUCGGCUUCAUGGGUGGAUCUGCAGUUUUGGACAAUUACCUCCCUAUGAUCACAAGCUAUGGGUAUGGGGCACUGCUAACAGAGAAUGGAGAAUAUACAUCUGAGUACCUCGUAUUUCAAGAGUUUUUUACCUCUUCUUUUGGGGUUCCCAUGCCUCAGCGACCAGAUUUAAUACCUAAGGCAAUAUAUAAGUCACUGCUAACACCAUACUACAUUUCACUGUGGGAUGUCAUACCCUACCUAAAGGAGGCCAUCAGCUCUGUCAAGCCCAUUUGCAUGGAGAAGCUGUCUGUGAACCAGGGGAAUGGUCAGUCCUCUGGGUACAUACUUUAUGAGGUUAUGAUCUCCACUGGUGGCCUCCUUACCACAAAGAAUCAUGUUCAAGACCGAGGUCAGGUGUUUUUGAAUGAGAAUUAUCUAGGGGUCCUGGACCAUUUCACUAACCAGCUGACUAUUCCCACCAAAAUGGACUACAAGGAUAUCCCAACACUGAGGAUCCUGGUGGAGAAUCAAGGCCGCCUUGCCUAUGGGCAGGACAUCAAUAAGGAGAGAAAAGGAUUAAUUGGGGAUAUAUAUCUGAACAAUUCUCCAUUAAGAAGAUUUAAAAUCUACAGCCUGGAUAUGAAAACUAAAUUUCUAAAAAGGGACCUUCCUAACAUUUGGAAACCAGUCUCAUUCAAACCUCGGGGCCCUGCCUUCUCCCUUGGUAUCCUGCGAAUGGGUAAUUACCCCAAAGACACCUUCAUAAAAAUGGAGGGUUGGACGAAAGGUGUAAUAUUCAUCAAUGGACGAAAUCUGGGGCGCUACUGGAAUAUAGGUCCCCAGGAGGCCCUUUACCUUCCAGGACCCUGGCUUCAUCCUGGAUCAAAUGAGAUCAUUGUGUUUGAAGAAUUUAGACCUGGCCAAGAGAUCCGGUUCACAAACAUAUCUCAUCUAGGUAUGGUAUUCUGGAGGGUAAAUUUACACCCUCUGAGAUCAUCCUUCUGGAUCUUUCUAGCUGAGCUAGAGAUAAAGAAGGCAGAAUUUACUAUCUUCCAGGAACCUGAACUCUUCCUCAUUGCCUUUGCAUGAUAGACAGCUUUUCUCUUAUACCUGGCAUAGUCUGCUCAUCACUUCCUGUUUCCAAAUUCCUGACUAGCUGACUCCUCUAACAGUCUUAACCCAACUCCCUGGGCCUCCCUUUCUUCUACACAUUUCCACAGUGCUUUCUGGAUGCCUGCCUCAUAGUAAACCAAGGUCCCAAUGUUUUCUAUUUCUUGCCUUUUCUGAAAUAUGUUUCCUAUUACUCUCUCUUAUGCUACCAUGUUUGGUCAUUCCAAGGCACUUUUCAUAGUACUGCUUCUCAGGUUGCCACAGGGAGGGAACACACAGCCCAGUCACCACGACUAAGAAGGCUGCAGACCCUCUGUGCUUGCCCAUAGUGGAUGAUUGGUGCCUGUGUGCCCAGCCUCCCUGAUCCUUUUGUUGAUAGCAGGGUCCUGAUAUUCUUUUGGAGAAUCAUCCAUGCUCCCUUCAUUAGAGUCUUUGUGGGACUGAUAAUCAACCUGCCCUUCAUCCCCACCUGCAACUGUCCUUCCCUGCCAAGGGUGGGCAUAUGAUAUACAGGAGACCAAUCAGAUUUUAUUUUCCAGGAUAUUGAAUCUUGAGUGGUGUGACAUAAAGUAGGAAAUUGUGAUGAGUUCCAUCCCCGGGGAUGUGAGUAACCUACCCAUCCUGACACCUUGGUUGCUGGAACUAACCUGUCUUCUCAACUUACCCCAAUUUCUGCUUUGGGCCCACCAUCCACUUCCUAACUUGCCAGUACAUUUCUUUUUUGGCAUAGGUUAGGUAACCUUUUUCUGAUGCUUAUA